Prunus armeniaca (apricot) is the source of this 339-nucleotide messenger RNA. Lineage: Eukaryota; Viridiplantae; Streptophyta; Magnoliopsida; Rosales; Rosaceae. The record is from the annotation of a GenBank genome assembly.
AUGAAAUAUGCUGUUUUGAGGGUUUUCACUACUAGGCAAGCGCCCCGCGAGUCUGUUAUUCAAAGAGUUCACUCAACAGCUCGGUCCGGCGCUGCUACCUACAAUACAUCCUUAUGGAGGUACAAUAAGAAAGGUGCUUUGUCUGUUAAACCAAGCUUGGCUAGUCGCACUUCACUUAACCAUGAGCUACCUAAACGUAGAGCAAGAUGCUUCUUGUUUCACCGGGGAGGGCAAUCCCUAUGUUCAGUUUAUAGAUUCAUGAGUAUAACUAUAGAAGUGUACAGAACAGCAGAGGUGUUACUUGAAAGUGUUUUCGUUUAUAGAGCCAAAAACCUAUGA